Phaeodactylum tricornutum CCAP 1055/1 is the source of this 999-nucleotide messenger RNA. RefSeq lists its product with no specific name. The record is from RefSeq and is a predicted model, not a curated record. Gene Ontology annotation, molecular function: small GTPase binding; GTPase activator activity. The coding region runs from base 1 to 999 and encodes 332 amino acids. NCBI's taxonomy places the organism in Eukaryota, Bacillariophyta, Bacillariophyceae, Surirellales, Neidiaceae. Gene Ontology annotation, biological process: nucleocytoplasmic transport; activation of GTPase activity. The transcript has a single exon. Gene Ontology annotation, cellular component: cytosol; nucleus; perinuclear region of cytoplasm.
AUGGCUUCGCACUUGGCGGAGACGUCUUCGGGGGAGCUUCACCUUUCGGACGGCAAGAAAGGUGGCCUUCCCGAGCUCCUGAAAGCACUCGAGUCGAUCAAUGUCCGCUCUAUUCAUUUGGACGGUAGCUCUUUGGCCGACUGGGAAAAGGCCCAGGUCGAGGAACUCUUAAAAAAAAUUGGAAAUCUCUCGAGUAUGCGGUCUCUCCACCUUUUUGGUGGGUCAUUCACAGCUCUUUCACUGGCCGAGCUACUACGCACUGCUUCUAAACUACAAUUCUCCGAGAUUGGUCGCACCCUUGUUGAAGGGGACGAAGAUGCAAUUUCCGACUUCAAUGGGGCUCUGUAUGGACACAAAUCCUUGGAAGAGUUUAUUGCUAUGGACUUCGACUUUUGCUUGGAUAAAACAAAAUUGGAAACCUCAAUAGACGAUUUGAUCAAGAGUUUGAGCACGAUUCCAACUCUUCGUGUAGUGAAAAUUGAAGCAAGCUCAGAACACAAGAUGUACUGUUCCAAGUUUUGUUUAGCUCCAUUGAUGCGCGCAAAAUCAUUGACGACACUUUUGUUGGCUCGUUUGCCUUUGGAGCCAAUGCAUUUCAACAUUCUGGCAUUUUCCAUUGCCCGAUCCAGUCUAAUUUACCUUGCCCUUCCGUACACCAAUAUGGACGAUGAAGCCGCGGCGAAUCUCUCCGCGGCCUGUGUUGCAAGCGAUGCAGUGGAAGAGAUUGACUUUUCUUCCAACGAAAUUGGUGAUAUUGGUUGUAUCGCUAUCGCUUCUAAUUUGACUGAAACGAAAACAGUUCGCGUCGUUCGCUUGGAAGGCAAUAAGGCGAUUGGAUCGAAAGGAUAUGGAGCUCUAGCAGAGAUGCUCACUGCGAACUAUAGUGUGGAAAUUCUAGAAAUCGGGCACGGUGGCGAUGCCGCUUGUCGCGUUGUGAUUGAUGAACAGCUUAGCAAGAAUAGAGCUGUACGUCGAGAUAUGUCAGCCCAUGCGGCCUAG